AUUGACGUUUAGACAGAUGUCAAAAUAAACAAAUUUCAUGAAAACUGAAAAGUUACAGAAACAGUAUUAUUGAAAGUUCUGAACAUUGAAGUCAAUAUGCCUGACCUCGACAUCCUUGAAAGAAGGAUUGCUGAAUUGGAACGGAAAAUCCUAGGAAAUGAUGUGAAUGCAAAAAACAUUAAUACAACAGUCACAGACUCAUUAUUACAAGCCCAAACAAUGAUUACAUCUGCAUUGAGUUGUCGAGAUGCCAUUACUACUCUAAUGGAUAGUAUGACCAAACUAGACGAGUUUUUAGAUCCGUUGUAUGUUGCACAGAUGAUUGAUGUUGAAUGUAAAAUGACCUAUAUACUUGAAAUACACGAGAACUUGAAAAAAGAUUAUGAGAUGUUGAAAGCAUUUGAAAAACUCCAAGGAAGCAUCGAUUCUGAAAACAUAAAUAAAUUAAUUGAUAAUGAGGAACGUAUUCAGUUAGCUUCGUUGAAAUCUUCUGAAGUUGAUGAAUUGGGCAAAACCACUACGCAAAAUGUAAUUAAGAUCCUAGUUGGUUAUAAUAAUAUGAUGAAGAAUAUCAAACUCUUAUUUGGACAAAUGAAUUUACUUUUGUCAAACCUAGAAUCUGGGCAACAGCAAUCUCCUGAAAGUGAGGAAUGAACAGCUUAAUUUUGAAAUUAUGAUGUAAUUUUCAAAUUCAUUUAUGUAACAGAUUCGUAUAAAUGCUGAAUUACUUUUAUAUGGAUUAAAACAAAGUUUUUAUUA
Harmonia axyridis is the source of this 759-nucleotide messenger RNA. RefSeq lists its product as uncharacterized. The coding region runs from base 97 to 654 and encodes 185 amino acids. Gene Ontology annotation, biological process: cytoskeleton-dependent cytokinesis. Gene Ontology annotation, cellular component: dynactin complex. Lineage: Eukaryota; Metazoa; Arthropoda; Insecta; Coleoptera; Coccinellidae. The record is from RefSeq and is a predicted model, not a curated record. The transcript is spliced from 2 exons.